ACAAGAGGUGAGUAAGGGAGACUUACUAUGUUUUAUUUUCUCUAUAGAGCUAGUUUUCUUCAUGGGAGGCAAACAAUCACAGCCUCUAAAAGUUACAGACUUUUUCAGGAUAACCCAUCAGUCUUUAAACUAUUAAGUAGUCUUAGAUUCAUCUCCACAACCUCAAAUCGGUACUCAUUCACUGUUUCAUACCUCAUAAACAAAUUUGGGUUUUCUCCAGAGUCAGCUUCCUUGGCUUCAAAGUGUGUCCAUUUUGAAACCCCUGAAAAACCUGACUCUUUCAUUGCUUUUUUGGCAAAGUAUGGCUUUUCCAAAACCCAAAUCACAAACCUCAUCAAAAGACAGCCAAAACUGCUUGUAUAUGAUACCGAGAAAACCAUUUUGCCCAAACUAGAGUUUCUUUACACUGCAGGUUUUUCAAGGCUUGACCUUGCCAAACUCUUGACUAAAUACCCAGCACUUUGGAGAAGUAGUUUAGAGAAACAAAUUAUCCCUUCAUUUAAUUUUCUAAGGAACCUGUUUCAAUCCAAUGACAAGACCGUGAAAGCUACAAAACGGUUUCCCGGUAUUCUUUUGUAUGAUUUUGAGUCGAUUCUGUUUCCAAAUAUGAAUAUUUUGAGAGGAAAUGGAGUCCCUGAAUCAAAUAUUCUCACAAUGCUUCAGCGUCAGCCUAGAACAUUUUGUCUUAAACCAACCCGGCUUAAGGAGAUUGUGGAGGAAGUCAAAAGAAUGGGGUUCGAUUCUUCGAGAAUGAAGUUUGUCGAAGCGGUUUUUGCAUGGAUAUCAAUGAGCAAAUCCACACUAGAGAAUAAGUUUGAUGUUUAUAGGAGAUGGGGUUGGUCUGACCAAGAGAUUCUUGAAGCUUUUCAAAAGCAUCCUUUGUUUAUUAGAGUUUCUAAAGUCAAGAUCAUGGCUAUAAUGGAUUUUCUUGUGAACAAAAUGGGCUUCAAUUCUAUUCUUGUUGCAAAACAACCGGGUAUUCUUUGUCGGAGCUUUGAGAGGAUUAUUGUUCCUAGGGCUCUGAUUGCUCAUGAAUUGUUAUCACAAGGUUUAAUUAAUGACAUAAAAUUGUCUGUAUUAUUUCAAACAACAGAGAAGGUCUUCCUUAGGAUGUUUGUUAACCGUCAUGCAAACAAAGCACCAGAGCUCUUGAAACUAUAUGAAGAAAAACUGAAUAUUUCAAGAAACAAAAUGAAAGGUGAGUUAAUAUAGACUGCAGCCUUAGUAUUUUUUAGGAUGUGCAGAAUUAUUUUUGGUGCAUUCAGAUUUUCCAUGUCAUGUUACCCUGUUUCAGAUAAUUGUUUUGAUCCGAAAGUUGUUUUAGGUGAAAUUGGAAAAUGCAGCAUCCAAGUUUUUUAGCUGUUUUCUUUUCUGCCAUGGAUGAGGCUUAAGCUCAACAUUCUGCUCUCUCUCUACUCUGCUGUUUUACUUAGUCUUGUGGGUUUUAAGUGCCAUAUUGAAAUGAGUUUCAUUUGCCUACAUUGUUAAUCUUGCUGUCUCUAAGUGCAAGUGUGAAAUGAGUUUCAUUUGCAACCAUAUCAGUAUCCUUGUUUUUGCAGCAUCCACACUAUCUUGUUAAUCAUUUGUUAAAAGAGUUGUGAAGCUCAAUGACCUAUUGCUGGACCUCAUGGCUUUUGAUCUUUCAUUAUGGAACAAGUAGGCUCAUAUAGCCGUUGGACAAAACUUUGGUUGUGCAAUGCAGCAAAAUGGAGUCUCCAAGACUGGAGAGUAACUGUUGUGAACAGCAACUUUGUCUUGAAUUUGUUUAUAUUUUUCAACUGCAUUUGUUUUCACUCAAAUUUGUCAAGAAAAUUGAAUCAAUAGUUUGAUUAGCGAAAUUAAAUGGAGUAGUAAUUCAUUGGAUAUUUUUAUUUGUAGUUUAUGUAAAAAUAAAUAAAUUUAUCUACUA
Molecule: messenger RNA, 1909 nt
Organism: Durio zibethinus
Lineage: Eukaryota; Viridiplantae; Streptophyta; Magnoliopsida; Malvales; Malvaceae
Source: RefSeq, a predicted model, not a curated record